This is a messenger RNA of Oncorhynchus nerka (sockeye salmon), 6746 nucleotides long. Its product is annotated as butyrophilin subfamily 1 member A1-like. Gene Ontology annotation, molecular function: signaling receptor binding. Gene Ontology annotation, biological process: T cell receptor signaling pathway; regulation of cytokine production. The transcript is spliced from 9 exons. Gene Ontology annotation, cellular component: external side of plasma membrane. The coding region runs from base 207 to 1835 and encodes 542 amino acids. The record is from RefSeq and is a predicted model, not a curated record. NCBI's taxonomy places the organism in Eukaryota, Metazoa, Chordata, Actinopteri, Salmoniformes, Salmonidae.
UGAACAAAUCCGAAAGUGAAAGUAAACUGCGACAAAUAGGCACAGCACAUUUAUUGUUCUACGGUCUUGUCGGGGGAAGAUCAGGUCUAGUUAUUCGCAUAAGUGUCAUUGAGAUAUAUGAUAAAGGAUUGUAAUCAUUAUUUUCUGAACUAAUAUUUCCCGACUUCAUUUGGAUGUCGUGAUUUUUCAGAGAUUUUACGCACGACAUGCCACCUUGCGUUAUUGAAAAAAACAGCUCGAGGGCCCUGUAUACAGUUAUGUGGUUGUACAUAUUGGCAGCUUGGGGUGUGUGUCUCUCCACUGCCACUUCUGAAAUGUUCACGUGUUCGGUACCCGUGGAUCCGGUCUCGGCACGGUUGGGACAUGUUGCCACCAUGCCAUGCUGGCUCACCCCUUCCAUGAACGCAGAGGGCCUGGAGGUGCGUUGGUACCGUCCCAAAGAUUUCGACAACCCGGUCUUGCACUACAGAGAGAGGAAGAUCCAGGAAGCAUCACAGCAGUCCCAAUACGUGGGCCGCAGCUCCCUGGGGCUCCGGGAGGUUACGUCAGAAGGGCUGAAGGGAGGGGAUGUGACCUUGAAGCUGGUUAAUGUCACUAUGAGAGACCAAGGGGAGUAUGUGUGUUACGUCAGCAGUAACCAGGACUAUGAGACUGCCAGUGUCUUUCUCAAUGUGACUGUGAGGGGCACCCCUCCUCUCCUCUCAGCAGUCAGAACAGAUGCUGACUCUGUGAAUGUGAGCUGUGUUUCCCAUGGAUGGAAGCCAAGGCCCAGGCUACAGUGGUCAGACGGGAGGCAGACUCUGAAACCUGAGAAGCUAGACUACAGCAGUGGUUCCCGUGGUCUGGUGUCUGCCCACAGCUGGGUCCUCUCCUCCCCCUCCAGUGCUCCCUGGGUAUCCUGUUCUCUGGUUCUGUCUGAAGGGGAGGAGAUGGAGGGAAGAGUGGACCUACGGAACGUUGCGGCUGUACCAGAGACUUCAUCAGGACUGCAAACAGCUGUCAUCAUUUUAGCUCUGCUUCUGCUCCUGUCCGUUGUCUUCAUCGGUGUGCUCUACAAAAAGAGAGGAAACAAAUCAACACAUGUGCCUAAAGGAGAUACAGUGGAUAUCGAGAAUAUGAGACAACCUGAAGAUUUAGUGGAUAUAGAGAAUAUGAGACAAGCUGGAGUGGAUGUCACAUUGGAUCCCAAGACAGCUCCUCGUUAUCUAAAAGUUGGUUCAAAUGGUAAAAUUGUGAGAGACAGUAAAGAUAAUCCAUGUCCUCCGGGUGAGCAUGCUUAUAUACUUGGAACUCAUGGUUUUACCUCAGGCAGUCAUGCUUACUGGGAGGUUAGACUGGAUAAUGAGCAGGUAGGCGUUAAAGAAUCCUGGUGGGUUGGACUGGCAAGUGGGCCUGUUAAAAGACAAGGUGAUGUACCAGCCACACCUUCCAAUGGUUUCUGGUUCCUGUCCUCAGACAAAGAGAAAGGCUUACGGCUUAAUAUGGCCCCCGACAUCCUACUUCCUGCCAAUCCUAGACCUCAGAUACUAGGAGUGUAUUUGGACUAUGACCAAGGAGUACUCUCUUUCAUCAACGUAAAAGACAAUAAACUGAUUGUCACUGUGAGAGCUAUGUUCAUUGGGGAGCUGUUUCCUCUUUUUAACCCAGGUCAAGGUGACACAGCCCCUAUGACGAUAUUAGAUGCUAGCCACUAUAAAACAGAAUCUGUAGAAGUUUCUGUUUCUGAAAGAGAGAGUAAAGUCGCUCCACCUGCUGAAGAGGCUGAGACUGAUGCCCUUCUAGCUUCUAACCAAAGUCUCAAUCAUCAGACUUCUGAAUCCAAAGACUGUCUUUAAAUGUCUGUAACACAAUGAAAACUACAGCACUAUAUAUUAACACAUUGUUUUAUGUAUCUAGUGCACUUCAUAUUAGGGUGUGUACAGGAGUAUUCUGCACUGGUCCAAUUCAUCAUCAUCUCCUUGCUCUUCUCCUUUGUCUGCAGUGCAAUUGGAUUUGAUUUGACUAACGUGGAAACAUAUGAUUGGUGAAAGCAGUGUAGUAGGUGGAUGUAGUGGAAGGAUGGAUGGAUAUAUAUUGUAGAUGGAUGGAUGUAGUAGGUAGAUGUAGUGGAUGGAUGGAUGGAUAUAUAUUAUAGAUGGAUGGAUGUAGUAGGUGGAUGGAUGUGGUAGAUUGAUGGAUGUGGUUGAUGUAGUGGAUGGAUGGACGUAUUAGAGAUAUAGUAGGUGGAUGUAGUGGAUGGAUGGAUGUAGUAGGUAGAUGUAGUGGAUGGAUAGAUGUAGUAGAGAUAUAGUAGGUGGAUGUAGUGGAUGGAUGGAUGGAUAUAUAUUAUAGAUGGAUGGAUGUAGUAGGUAGAUGGAUGUGGUAGAUGUAGUGGAUGGAUUGAUGUAGUGGAUGGAUGGACGUAUUAGUGAUGUAGUAGAUGGAUGUAGUGGCAGGAUGGACGUAUUAGUGAUAUAGUAGAUGGAUGUAGUGGAUGGAUGGAUGGAUAUAUAUUAUAGAUGGAUGGAUGUAGUAGAGAUAUAGUAGGUGGAUGUAGUGGAUGGAUGGAUGGAUAUAUAUUAUAGAUGGAUGGAUGUAGUAGAGAUAUAGUAGAUGGAUGUAGUGGAUGGAUGGAUGGAUAUAUAUUGUAGAUGGAUGGAUGUAGUAGGUAGAUGGAUGUGGUAGAUUGAUGGAUGUGGUUGAUGUAGUGGAUGGAUGUAGUAGUGAUGUAGUAGAUGGAUGGAUGUAGUAGAUGGAUGGAUGUGGUUGAUGUAGUGGAUGGAUGGACGUAUUAGUGAUGUAGUAGAUGGAUUGAUGUAGUAGUAGAUGGAUGUAGUGGAUGGAUGGACGUAUUAGUGAUGUAGUAGAUGGAUUGAUGUAGUAGUAGAUGGAUGUAGUGGAUUUAUGGCUGUAGUAGCGAUAUAGUAGAUGGAUGGAUGUAGUAGAUGGCUGGAUAUAGUGGAUGGAUGUAUUGGAUUGAUGGAUAUAGUGGAUUGAUGGAUGUACCGUAGUAGAGAGAUGUAGUUGAUGGAUGGAUGUAGUAGGUAGAUGUAGUGGAUUGAUGGAUGUACCGUAGUAGAGAUAUGUAGUUGAUGGAUGGAUGUAGUUGAUGGAUGGAUGUAGUAGGUAGAUGUCUACUUGGUGUUUGGUUUGACCAUCCCCUGUUUUUCACAGCAGUGCAGAACAGGAGACGGAAAGAGAAGCUCCUUGCAAUAUAGCCGCUUUCUAUAGUGCUUACUAUUAUUAUUUUAAUGGUAGAGCCAUCUGGUGACAUUUCAUUUGAAACCGUAGAUUUUUCCCUGUUACAGUUUGCAAUAUAGAGCAAUGUACUGCUCACUAGAAAAUAUCAGAUUAUACUGACUGGAGUAUGUGCAUUUAAAAACAAAAAAAUCCUACUGGGAAAAAUAUUUUUCAACAGCCAACUGGAAAACUUAGUCAUCUUUCUGGGGCUCCAUCUUUCCAACUUCAAGUUCAUUGACUUAAUGAUUUGACCUCGUUUUUUUCCCCAAGUCCCCAGUUAUCUUGAAAGCAACAUGACCACCACAUGCAGGUACCAUCAGUUUAGGAAAAUAAAAAGCUAAUUAUUUCAAUUUAUGCUCAGCUGUGCGUCGCAAGUGCUACACCAACUGAUCUAUUUUGUCAAAUCAAAGCUUGAGAUUUGAAAUGUAAUAUUGUCUGAGAGGAACAAUAUUGGCAGUCUAGGGCAGUAGCCAAUAUCUUCUGAUAAUGUAUUAGGCCUCCUGAAAAAAAUCUAAUUCCUGACAGAACUGUUUUUAUCAUUUUAAUGUAAAAAUCUCCAAAUCAUGUUUAAAAUUUAAAAAAAUCUGAAAAGUUGAUCUCGGCAUGCAAUAUGUUUUCUGGUUGUGGGAGUCUCACCUGGCCCAAUGGUCAAACAGAAACAGUUUACACUAUUUCGUGUUUUGACCAAUCAGACCAGGUCUGAAAAGAUCUGAUGAGAAAAUAUCUGAUGUAAUUGGUCGAAAUACCAAUUAGUGGGAAAAAAUAUGAAUUACUGAGGAUAAUAGGCCACUCCUAUUUGCCAUAUCUGUAUACCAUCUAUUACAUCUUGCAUCUAUGCCGCUCAGUCAUGGCUCAUCCAUAUGUGUACAUAUUCUUAUUCCAUCCCUUUACUUAGAUUUGUGUGUACUAGGUAGUUGUUGGGGAAUUGUUAGAUUACUUGUUAGAUAUUACUGCACUGUCGGAACUAGAAGCACAAGCAUUUCGCUACACACAUGGCCAAUAACAUUUGAUUUGAUUUGUCUAAUUUCAGCCACAGCCUUGGAAGUGAACAGACAAGCAUUCACUCAAUUGCGUUGCUUUUCAUAAAGAAAUAUAAUUUUAAAAAUAUGCGACUGAUAUUGAUUUUCCAUAUCGCUGCCCAUCAGUGCUUUUAUCUCUGUCUAUUUAUCAAAUCAAGCUAAAACUGCACACCUCUGAGAACAACCCAUCUCGACCAGCUGACAGCUAAUUAUGCUAGCUAGCUAAUUCAGCAAAAACAACGGCAAGGAAAGGUGUGGGAGAGAGAUGUCCCCACGAGCUCAACAAUCCACAUAAAGAGACAUUCAUGCAAUGAUUGAACUUUGCUUUAUCUUGGCCAGGUCGCAGUUGUAAAUGAGAACUUGUUCUCAACUAGCCUACCUGGUUAAAUAAAGGUGAAAUAAAAAAUAUAUUUAAAAAAUUAAGUGUUCACACUGUGAGAAAUCUUACAACAUGUCACAAUCAAAUCAAAUUGUAUUUGUCACAUGCGCCGAAUACAACAUCUCCAAUUCUUACUUACAAGUCCUUUUUCAACAAUGUAGUUUUAAGAAAAAUACCCCCAAAAAACAAGAAAUAUAAGUAACAAAUCAUUAAGAACAGCAGUAAAUAACAAUAGUGAGGCUAUAUACAGGGGGUACCGGUACAGAGUCAAUGUGCGGGGGCACCGGUUAGUCAAGGUAAUUGAGGUAAUAUAUACAUGUAGGUAGAGUUAUUAAAGUGACUUAUGCAUAGAUAAUUACAGAGAGUAGCAGGGGGUAGAAGCCUCUUGAAGCUAGACUUGGCGCUCCGGUACCACUUGCCGUGCGGUAGCAAAGACAACAGUCUAUGACAAUUUUUAGGGCCUUCCUUUGACACUGCCUGGUUGUAACUGACAGUUAGACUUACAGGUUACGUCGUUGUCUUUUGUUUGAAUUUUUUACGUGUCCGCUGUACGGGAGAAAUGAUAAUGCAAGCGGAACUACGUAGCUAAUACUGUUGUAACGGGGAUCCUUAUUGCAGCAACACACUUUUGGAGGGAAGGCAAUCCUGCGUUAGCUAAGUUUUCAUGUCAUCGGGUGUAGUUCAUAAAGGUUGAAGAGUGUAUGUUAGGAUGAAGUGUGAAUUCAUGCCAGGAAUAAUAAGUGUGAAGUUUGAUUUCCUCCCUUCUGUAAUAAGCAGCCAAUGAGGUAUUUUUUCCUUUAUUAAUGUGUUUAAUCUGAACCUGUUAUAACACCGGUUAAACUGUUUAUGUAUGUAAGCACUUCAAAGUUAUACCAAGCUAAUAAGUCACUCGUAAGAUAAGGAGGUUGUAAGAGUGUGCUUAACUGUUUUUUUUCAUUUACCUUAUAGUUCUCACGGAAGGUGAUAAUUCUGACUAAAACUACAGAAUAAAACCGCCAGUUAAAAUCAAGGAACGGUUGUGCUCGUGGUUACAGAAGGGAGCUACACUGGUAUAGAGGUCCUUGAAGGCAGUUCGCACUACACUCUGUAGUGCCUUGCGGUCGGAGGCCAAGCAGUUGCCAUAUCAGGCAGUGAUGCAACCAUACUCUCGAUGGUGCAACCAUAUUCUCGAUGGUGCAGCUGUAAAACCUUUUGAGGAUCUGAGGACGCAUGCCCAAUCUUUUUAGUCUCCUUAGGGGGAAUAGGUUUUGUCGUGCCCUCUUCACGGCUGUCUUGGUGUGCUUGGACCAUGUUAGUUUGCUGGUGAUGUGGACACCAAGGAACUUGAAGCUCUCAACCUGCUCCACUACAGCCCCAUCCAUGAGAAUGGGGGCCUGCUCGGUCCUCCUUUUCCUGUAGUCUACAAUCAUCUCCUUAGUCUUGAUCACGUUGAGGGAAAGGUUGUCCUGGCACCACACUGCCAGGUUUCUGACCUCCUCCCUUUAUGCUGUCUCGUCACUGUUGGUGAUCAGGCCUACCACUGUUGUGUCAUCAGCAAACCUAAUGAUGGUGUUGGAGUCGUGCCUGGCCGUGCAGUUAUGAGUGAAUAGGGAGCACAGGAGGGGACUGAGCACGCACCCCUGGGGGGCUCCAGUGUUGAUCAGCGUGGCAGAUGUGUUGCUUCCUACUUCCAGGAGGGGACUGAGCACGCAAUCUGAACGACUGGGAACAUUUUCACGUUAGGAAUAUUUUUUACACAUUAGUUAGGAUGUUUUAAUUUUCGAUAGGGUGUUUCCAAAUAUAUAUUUUGUGAUUUUUCUUUAGUAUUGAUAUCAUUUCUAAUUCCAUGUAUUAGCUACAUUUGUAUAAUGUCAAGUAAAAUGUAACGUGUCAGUUAAGAAUGUGUUUCUCGUAAAUUUAAAAAAUAUUUAUUACAUUUUUGACAAUGGUUUUAUUUUUCAGUAAUGUUGUGGUAGUGCUACUGUUUUUCCUGCAUUAUGUCAACAUAAUGUAGCAAAUGCUUCAGAAUUUUUACACUUAAUAAGUUGUCACAUUUUUUUAUUGUUGAUUAGUAAUUAUGUACACUGUGCCCGUAUGAUAUUGUAAAUGACAAAAAAAGGAAAUAAAAAACAAAUGGCGUCAUAAACAAA